CUGACCUGCACUGACACGACAACGACAACGGCUGACUGGCAACUUGAAGCAACUCUGGCGCAUGUAUUAGGAUCACUAUCGUCGACACCGACAGCACUACAGACGUGCCAUUAGAUCACUGCAAACGAAAUUUACAUCGGAGUCUCACUCAACAGGAAUCGAAGACCCUGCUUGAGUGAGUAGGCUCGUGUCACUGAAUGCGAUUGAGCUGGUUAAAGUGGCAGUGGCUCGACUUAAUCGCGUCGCAAAGGUUCUUCAACGUCACGACGAUGGCUCACUCUGCCGCCGCCUUCGAGGGAUGGUCACGAGAAGAUCUCAUCUCCCGCAUCGUUGAACUAGAGCAAAUCAAGACUAUCAAGCCGAGAGAACCGUUGUACAACGAGAAGAGCAAUGACAAGACGUUCGACCCAUCCGCUUACCCGCGACGCAAGAUCGCCCUCAAGUUUACCUAUCAUGGCGCGCACUAUUCGGGGCUAGAGCACCAGGGGCUUCCGACCCGCCUGCCCACUGUAGAGGGAGUGCUGUUCGAUGCCUUGGUGCGUUGUCACCUCGUUGAUCCUGCUGGCGGAUUCCAGGGUUGUGGGUGGGAUAGGUGUGGGAGGACAGACAAGGGAGUCAGUGCCGCCGCACAGGUCGUCAGUCUCUGGGUGAGGAGCGCACUCGGCGAGGUGAGGCGGCCUGAUAAGACUUCACAAGAUGCGACAUCCAUGCUACCAGAGGUUCCUCUGUCGUCGCCCGUCGACAGCUCUGCCAACGAAGACGGUCCGGGGCUGGAGGGAGAUCUGGGGGCGAUGGGCAACUGGGAUGAGCCUCCGACCAACGCCGCACUCGAACAGUCGUCGGAAACCACGUCAGAGCUCCCAUACGUUUUUCGAAUCAACAGGGCCCUUCCGCCUACCAUCCGCAUACUCGCGUGGUCGCCUGUUUCAGAUGACUUCUCCGCCCGCUUCAGCUGUCGGUGGCGACACUACAAGUACUUUUUCUCUACACGCGAACUCGACAUCUCGGCCAUGCAAGACGCGGCAUCACGGUUGGUCGGAGAGCACGACUUCCGCAAUCUCUGCAAGAUCGACGCACCGAAGCAGCUGGUCUCAUUCACCCGGCGCAUCCUCUCAGCGAACGUCAACCCCGUUGAGGGCAACGCAGAUCUUCACGUCCUCGAUCUCGUCGGCAGCGCAUUCCUCUACAACCAAGUCCGACAUAUCAUGGCGGUACUCUUCCUUGUGGGCACCAGGCUCGAGCACCCGUCCAUCGUUGACGCGCUCCUGAACACCGAUCCGAGCACUCCCCAGCCUCCCUCACGAGAAGGCGAGCCACCGCCACCCAUCGUCCCCGGAAAGCCGCACUACGAGAUGGCGGAUCCGCUGCCGCUCGUGCUCUGGGACACGGGCUACGACGAGAGUGCGUUGUCCUGGCGCGGCGAAUACGAGGCUGCGACGGAGGUCGACUCACAAAAAUACCUCGCGAACAACGUUUGCAACAACCUCCAGUCGCUGCUCGACCGCUCGGAGAUCCAUACUGCGCUUGACGCGCAUUUCCUACGCGCUGCGGCUAAGCAUCACAGUCCGCCUCCGCAUUACUUCCCGAUCGGCGGCAAGGGUUCGGAGCCCAUCCGGAAAGACAGCAUGCUAGCUGUGCCGCUAGGGGGAGGGACGUACAAGCGUGCUGCUGGUUAUACGCCUCUCUUGGAGCGGGGGAGGAAUGCCACUGCUGAGGAAAUUAACACACGGUGGAGGGUGGGCAAGGGUGCCAGGAAGAUGGAGCGCAAGUUCGCGGUAGUGGCAUUGCAGGGGACAGAACGAUUACCACAUACGUGAACGCGCUCACCUGGCGCAACAGCAGCUUGCAAUGAGCACAGCCAGCGGAUUUUCUUGGGUAGCGUGGUGGGUAGCCACU
This is a messenger RNA of Fomitopsis serialis, 1896 nucleotides long. RefSeq names its product pseudouridine synthase. The record is from RefSeq and is a predicted model, not a curated record. Lineage: Eukaryota; Fungi; Basidiomycota; Agaricomycetes; Polyporales; Fomitopsidaceae. Gene Ontology annotation, molecular function: RNA binding; pseudouridine synthase activity. Gene Ontology annotation, cellular component: nucleus; cytoplasm. Bases 198 to 1817 code for a protein of 539 amino acids. The transcript is spliced from 2 exons. Gene Ontology annotation, biological process: tRNA pseudouridine synthesis; mRNA pseudouridine synthesis.